Molecule: messenger RNA, 3587 nt
Organism: Saccostrea echinata
Lineage: Eukaryota; Metazoa; Mollusca; Bivalvia; Ostreida; Ostreidae
Product: glycerol-3-phosphate dehydrogenase, mitochondrial-like
Exons: 18
Coding region: 71-2302 (743 amino acids)
Biological process (GO): glycerol-3-phosphate metabolic process
Cellular component (GO): mitochondrion; glycerol-3-phosphate dehydrogenase (FAD) complex
Molecular function (GO): calcium ion binding; glycerol-3-phosphate dehydrogenase (quinone) activity
Source: RefSeq, a predicted model, not a curated record
CUUUGAAGUUUGAGUUUGACACGAAAAGAAGACAGUUGGAUAUCCUUCUUUUCAACGUUGACAAAAAGAAAUGCACCGUUUUAGUAAGACAUUGCGCAGGUUGGCAAAGUAUGGCAUUGUCAUAGGAGGUGGAACAUGUAUCCUGGCUUGGGCUUCAAUGUCAAGUCCUCAGGUGCCAAAUGUACUAGCUGCAGAGGAUCAGAUGAAGUAUGCGUGGUCCCCUCUCCCUACUCGCCAGAACAUGAUUGACUCGUUGAAAACGGAGGAGUUUGAUGUUUUAGUUAUUGGAGGGGGAGCAACAGGGUGUGGAGUGGCCUUAGAUGCUGUCAGCAGAGGUCUGAAGACAGCUUUAGUAGAAAAGUUUGACUUUUCCUCUGGAACCAGCAGCCGAAGCACCAAGUUGAUACAUGGAGGGGUCCGUUAUCUACAAAAGGCUGUUUUUGGAUUGGAUAUAGAACAGUAUCGAAUGGUCAAAGAGGCACUUUCAGAAAGAGCAAAUUUGAUCCAGAUUGCCCCUCAUCUAGCAUAUCCGUUUCCUAUUAUGCUACCCAUUUACAAAUACUGGCAGGUCCCCUACUUCUGGGCAGGAAUUAAGAUGUAUGAUGUGAUAGCUGGAAAGCAACUCCUCAAACCAAGUUAUUAUUUAUCUAAACGUAAAACACUGGAAAUAUUUCCCAUGCUGAAGCAGGAAAAGCUGGUGGGGGCAUUGGUUUACUAUGAUGGACAACAUGAUGAUGCCAGGAUGAACAUUUCCAUUGCUAUUAGUGCUGCACGUAUGGGAGGUACCAUAACAAAUUACACAGAGAUCUUAAAACUUUAUAAAAAGACUGAUGAGAAUGGGAAAGAAGUCAUCUGUGGAGCCAGAAUCAAGGACAGACAAACCGAUCAAGAAUUUGAUGUAAAGGCAAAAUGCAUAAUCAAUGCUGCUGGUCCAUACACUGACAGAAUUAGACUAAUGGAUGACAGCAGUCAGAGGAAGAUCUGCCAGCCGAGUCAGGGUGUACACAUAGUGCUACCUGACUACUACAGUCCAGACAAGAUGGGACUAUUAGACCCUUCCACUAGUGAUGGUAGAGUGAUUUUCUUCUUGCCAUGGCAGAAUCACACUUUAGCAGGAACUACUGAUUCCUCCUGUGAGCUCACAGAUUACCCAGCUCCAACAGAGAAAGAAAUUCAGUUCAUCCUGAACGAGGUCAAGAAUUAUCUUCACCCUGAUGUGGAGGUUCGUCGUGGCGAUGUGUUGUCAGCCUGGUGUGGUAUCCGUCCCUUGGUGUCAGAUCCAAACAAGAAAGACACUCAAUCUGUAGCCAGAAACCACAUUAUUGAAGUGGCAGAGGACCAUCUCAUCACUAUAGCAGGAGGAAAAUGGACAACCUAUCGACACAUGGCAGAGGAAACAUUAGACAAAGCUGUGGAGGUCUGCUCAUUGAAGCAUGCCAAGCCCUGCCAGACCAAAGGGUUAUUACUGGACGGUGCACAUGGCUGGACACCAACACUAUUUAUCAGACUUGUACAGGACUUUGGCCUGGAAAAUGAGGUUGCUCAACAUUUGGCCAAUACGUAUGGAGAUAAGGCCUUUAAGAUUGCAAAAAUGUCAUCAUUAACUGGGAAGAGAUGGCCAGUGGUUGGGAAGAGACUUCAUGAAGAGUUCCCUUAUUUAGAGGCAGAGGUGAGAUAUGCUGUUAGGGAGUAUGCCUGCACUGCAAUAGAUAUCAUCGCCCGCAGGACCCGGCUUGCCUUCUGUAAUGCAAAUGCCGCAGAAGAAGCCUUGCCCAAGAUAGUGGAGAUCAUGGCCGAGGAACUGAAAUGGAGUAAAUCAAGACAACAGGAUGAGUUGACCAGAGCGAAGACUUUCCUUAGGAGGGAGAUGGGACUAGAUCUUGGUAGUGGAACUUAUAAUGUUCCUAUCAACUUCAAUAAGGAUGAGAUCAACAUGUAUGUCAAGCGAUUCAAGAGUCUGGACAGAGACAAUAAAGGAUAUAUAACUGUGAACGAUUUGCGACGUUAUUUCAAGCAAACUGGAGAGAGAGUCACAGAGGAUCAGUUACAUGAUAUUCUGAGUGAAGUUGAUCUCAAUCGCAAUGCCCAGGUAGACAUUGGAGAGUUUUUACAGUUAGUUUACUGUGCUCACAUAGCAGCUGAGAUAAAUAGUCAAGAUGAAUAUGAUCAAGACCUCCACAGAAAACAUCAAAGGCUGAUGAGUGCAUUGAAAAGUGGAGCAGUUUCCAAUUCACGAUUUGCUAAGGCUGCUGAAAUGUCAGCAGAGAAAAUUCCAGUAGAUAGGAGUGGAGGAGGGGUAUAGUCAAUCCUGAGGAAAAAGAUUAAUUCUCUUAUUUCAUUUUAUUGUAGAUUAAUUCUCUUAUUUCAUUUUAUUGUAGAAUACAGUGUAGGAUUAGUUUUCUUAUUUUAUUAUAUAGAAUACAAUGUACGUGUUACUUUAUAUACUGAAUUUUGUGUUUUACACCUGUUGACACCUGAUAGAAAUCCUACUCACUCAUUACCGGUUUGUUAGAUACCAUAUAGAUCCACAGAUACAUAUAUAAGCUGAAUAUUUAAUAUGACGGAGAGAUUUUUAUGGUUAUAAGUAGAGUAUAGGUAUAUCAGAAUUAAUACUUAAAUAGUUGUUAAGUAUUGUGUACAAAUGUUUUUGCAUAAUUUCCAUGGACAUGUAUUUUUUAUUUUUAUAAUCUGUGAUCUUGUAAGCUAAUCUAGGAUGUACUAAAACAAGGAUUUUUAAAUAUGAUAUUUUGAUAUUUACUAGAUUCUGAAGUACACUUAUGUCUCAGUACCUUUAAUUGUCUUAUUAUAUUGUAUGUGUAAAUUAUUUGCAAAAGUUUAUUGAAUAUUUUGUUGCUUAGGGACCUGUUUUCAGAGUUGUUCAUUUUUAAUUUUUGUGGCAUAUAUAUUUUUCUAAUUAGGCCUCAUGAUUUAAUAGAUAAUUAAUAACAAUUAAUUCCAUAGAGAAGUGAACUUAGUGUUUACUUUUUAUGUCAGAUUUAUUUUAUCUGUGCCAUUAUUAUUUAAUUAUGUAUAUGGAUGAAAUAUGUAUUUGCAUAAGCUUCAUUAUAAGCAUACCUUUAUUGCUGUUAAAUGUGCUAAUUAAUAUAUGGAUGUAUCUCGAUCCGAAGAAUGAACAAAUACCAUACUUAACUGUUACCUUUAAUUGGUUAUAAAACCUUUCAAUUACUUGCAAUAAGGAAUUUUCAAAUAUUGGAUAAAGUGAACACACCAUUGAUUUCAAUAUUUAAAUUUCUUGGACACAGGCUAGAGGAGACCAGGGUAAAGUGUCCCUUUGUUCUAUAAACCAUUUUUCAAAGUGCAACACAAUUUUGGUCUGAUAGUAAUAAAAUGUGGUUCUAAUGUAGACUAAAUUAAGAUACAGUGUACAUGUACAUCAUUCUCAAUGUGUAUUUUAAUGUUGAUGAAUAGUUUUACUGCUGGUAUUAAACACCCAAUAGGUAAUUAAAGAUGACAAAACUCACCUCAACAAAUGUAAACUCUGAAGCAAUGUCUUAUAUCAAAUGAAUGUUCAAAAAGUAAUAGAAGUUUAUCAUGGAAAGAUUUAGACCUUAAUAAAAAGGUAAAUA